Hyalella azteca is the source of this 2295-nucleotide messenger RNA. Its product is annotated as homeobox protein Hox-B4a. Gene Ontology annotation, biological process: anterior/posterior pattern specification; regulation of transcription by RNA polymerase II. NCBI's taxonomy places the organism in Eukaryota, Metazoa, Arthropoda, Malacostraca, Amphipoda, Hyalellidae. Gene Ontology annotation, molecular function: RNA polymerase II cis-regulatory region sequence-specific DNA binding; DNA-binding transcription factor activity, RNA polymerase II-specific. Gene Ontology annotation, cellular component: nucleus. The transcript is spliced from 3 exons. The record is from RefSeq and is a predicted model, not a curated record. The coding region runs from base 621 to 1706 and encodes 361 amino acids.
GAGCCCUCAACCAAUGGCAAGUCACAAAGGGUUGUCGUUUGCACGUUAAGGGGGCUACGCGAUGGGAGGCGCAUCGAAGUUCUUUUCCUGGAGCUGCGCAGUGGAGGUGCGCCGCUGCCGCUCACACACUUGGGGUCUGGUCGCAAGGCUGUAAAUCAACGCCAAUCAUUGUCUAGCAGUGGGACGAAGCACACGCGAACAUAGAACAUAGAUCAGUUUCCGCUCCCAGUCAGUCUGUGUUCUGAUACUAGAAGUGUUCGGUGAAGUUCUGUUUGGCUUCCAACAAGAGUUCAUAAGUUGGUAACCGACAACUGCUCCGAAGAAAGUUUCAGUCUCAGUGUUGCACGAUAACUGCGUAAUUUUUGAACACCUCUUGAUUCAAGUUGAAUAUUGGAAGGUGUGUUGUGCGAGAGCUCAUGAUCCUCCUCCCAAUAGUAGUGCUGUUCUGCACGCUCCACCCAUUAAUCAUGGUGACGUGAGAAACGCUUAAGUCUUAGUUGUCAGUUUGUGUCGGUGCAGCUCAGCAAUACGUUCAGCUGCGCUCGUGUUUUUGAAUUUAGGGCUUGUACAGUGAGUGACUAUUUUCUUUUGGUGUCUCAGUGCUCCCGACGACAAUUACCAUGAGUUCGGGAUCGUACAUCAUGAAUCCCGGGGCAUACGUGGACCCCAAAUUUCCACCCCCGGAAGACUCGUACCAAAACUCCUACAUGCCAUCAAACGCUGAUUAUUACAAUACAAGUGCCCACUAUGGGCACUAUUCACUGCCCCAAAGUCAGGUAAUGCCCUAUGGUCGUGAAAGUAUGCAAUACGGGCAUGGUGGAUACUACCAGCAACCAUGCAUCAUGCCCCAACAUCAGACCAUGGGUGCCCAUAUGAGCCCUCAGCUUGCUCAGUGUCCAAGUCCAAUCCAGCAGCAUAAUAUGAACCAGCGGUCACCCGUAGGCUCCCCCGACCCCAACAUCGGGUCCACUGGAGGAAUGAUGGGCAAUCAUCUCAUGGAAGGCUCGCCAUCUGAAGAAAAUAUCACCGAGUUAGAUGCUAAUGGACAACCAGUCAUUUAUCCAUGGAUGAAGAAAAUUCACAUAGCUGGAGUAGCGAAUGGCCAAUACCAGCCGGGGUGCGAGCCGAAGCGCCAAAGAACUGCAUACACGCGACAUCAAAUACUAGAACUAGAGAAAGAAUUCCACUUUAACCGCUACUUGACGAGGCGAAGGCGGAUAGAAAUAGCCCAUUCAUUGUGUCUUUCUGAAAGACAAAUCAAAAUAUGGUUUCAAAAUCGAAGAAUGAAAUGGAAAAAAGAUAAUAAGCUACCCAACACUAAGAACGUACGAAGAAAGACAAAUCCUGCCGGUGUUACCACAACGAUCACACCCAAAAACCAACAGAACAAUUCACAGAGCCAAAAUCCAUCUCAGGAUUUGAAUUCCCAGCAAAAUCCAGGGCAGCAAUCUCAACCUCAGUCGCAACAGGCGCCAUCCCAGCAACAGAUAUCUCAGCAACCGACCGGGGCGCCUUCAUCCCUGCUACAGCAGCAAUCUUCUGCACCUAAUCAGGCGACCAAUCAACCACCACCUCACUUGCAGACCCAUAACUCUUAUCACCCUCACUUGGGUGGCGGGCUCAUGUCCGCUGGUGACCUCGCUAGUAUUGCAGCACCUUACCCUCAUGGAGCCAUGAAGCCCGAUUACGGCUUAACGACCUUAUAAUGUAUAGGAUAUAAGCUUUGAAAUAGAGAUUUCCCUCCAAUUUGUCAUUUGAUUACAAAUUUUGAUUUAAAUAGAGAUUUCCCUCGAAUUUGUCAUUUUGAUUACGAAUUUUGAUUUAAAUAGAGAUUUUCCUCGAAUUUGUCAUUUUGAUUACGAAUUUUGAUUGAAAUAGAGAUUUCCCUCGAAUUUGUCAUUUGAUUGCAAAUUUUGAUUUAAAUAGAGAUUUCCCUCGAAUUUGUAAUCUUUAUUACAAAUUUUGGAUAAAAAUAGAAAUUUCCCUGGAAUUUGUCAUUUUGAUUACAAAUUUUGUUUUGAUUUGUUGUGUAAAAUGCGAAUGUCAGCCUAUGGCACUAUAUGCGUGAUAUGAUAUUGACGACUCUACUCAAUUAUUAAAUAGUUUAAAUUUUUGCAAUUCCCAUGAGUUUGACGUCUCUGCUAAAUGUCGUCCUUAAAUCUUACUCAGGUAAAAUUGUUUCAGUAUUUUUAUAAUGUCGGAUAUAUGUUCUUUCUGGUAUAUUUACUAAGGAAUUUCUUCCGAGAAAAAUUCAUUCAUGAACAAUUACGAACCAUAUAAAAUUAAUUAAACCGA